Knipowitschia caucasica is the source of this 765-nucleotide messenger RNA. NCBI's taxonomy places the organism in Eukaryota, Metazoa, Chordata, Actinopteri, Gobiiformes, Gobiidae. The record is from the annotation of a GenBank genome assembly.
AUGGGAAACUUGGAGCUGCGGAUCAACCAGCAGCUGUCCAGCCAACCAGAGCCACGGGCAGAACAAGCAAAACAGCUCACGCUCACUAACCUGUCGACCGGCAAGUGUGGGCGCAGAGGGAAAGGGUGGGAGGGGGGAGGAGGGGGGGGGGACGCAAGGACGUCAUCAGAGCGACAACCCGGGUUGCGGCGAAGAGAGGGCGCAGUUGUCUCGUGGGGGACAGCCGCAUGCCGGGCGCGCCUCAAAGCCCGCACUGUUCCCCAGGACGCACACACAGACCCCACUGUCACCGGGAGGAAGUGGAAUCUGUUUAAGAGACAGCUGCUGCCCCCUCUCGGCCCCCCCCCCAUGCCUCCCCCCUCCCUCCCCUCCGACACAGGACGUCCCGCGGAGACAGCCUCGACGUUUGGAGCUGGAGCCAGGUCAGUGACAGGAGCGGGACCCGUCGGACUCGGACCUCAGGCCUGGGACUGGGAGCUGACCGCGGGGGCGAAGGGGAAGGAAGCGAGGAAGGAAGAGCCUCUGAAUGACUGGAAACAGAAACAUGAACCCAGAUUGGCAGGUUUACUGACCUGCAGCAGCAGAGCGGAUCAGACAGUUUGUUUAAGGCCUUCGUGCGAUAUCUGGACGCAGCAUCAGAAGUGGUUCGGCUUCAGUUCUCUCGUGUGUUGGAAGUUAAAGUUUGAACCGCAUCUACAGAUUCCUUUGUGGGUUCUUAUCGGCUUGACCCAGGUGCUGUCUGAGAUUAUCUCUGUGAUCGGAUAA